GCCUGAUUCUUGAUUACCUCUGAACCCGCUGUCACGCACGAAGCUGCCACAAACAGUGCACCGCCAUGCGGCGGAAAUCCUGGGAACAUUGCCGCGGCAGCACUCCGGCCGUGGACAACGCCCGCCCCAGGCGCGUGCAGACGAGUUCGCCGCGCGGCGCGGGGGCUAGACUCGUGCGGGAGAACUCGGCUGCACAGGACGCACAGGCAGGGCCCAGCCGUCGGUGGUAGAGA
This is a messenger RNA of Phanerochaete carnosa HHB-10118-sp, 233 nucleotides long. RefSeq lists its product as uncharacterized. The record is from RefSeq and is a predicted model, not a curated record. NCBI's taxonomy places the organism in Eukaryota, Fungi, Basidiomycota, Agaricomycetes, Polyporales, Phanerochaetaceae. The coding region runs from base 66 to 230 and encodes 54 amino acids. The transcript has a single exon.